Molecule: messenger RNA, 1239 nt
Organism: Meloidogyne enterolobii
Lineage: Eukaryota; Metazoa; Nematoda; Chromadorea; Rhabditida; Meloidogynidae
Source: the annotation of a GenBank genome assembly
AUGCUGAAGGCGAAUGGCGAGUUCCUGAUCCGAAAGAGUGAGGAGAAUGCGGGCGAUGCAAGAACGUUCGUCCUGUCGGUCGUCUACGGCAACGUCAAGCACUAUAUCUUCCGUGAGGAGAAAGGACGCUUCUCCAUCGACUUCAAAUCAGACAAGGGCUACAAAUCAAUAAGGGAUUUCGUCGACAGCCAUAUGCAAAGCCGCCAACCCGUUUGCCUGGCCAGCCAUGUUAUCAUCACCAAGGCCAUUGGAAGGAAGGAAUGGGAGCUGGCACAUGCGGACAUUGUGAACGGAGCAAAGCUGGGAGCUGGUGCAUUCGGCAUUGUAAGGCGCGGAGAGCUCAAGAUCAGCGGCGGACAGACGGUUAAGGUAGCCAUCAAAGAGGCGACACUGACCAAGUGUACAAAGGAGCAGAUAAAGGAGUUCAUGAACGAGGCCCGUAUAAUGCGCAAGUUCAAGCAUCCAAACGUCAUCCAGUCUUAUGCCGUUGGUCAGGAGCCGCUGAUGAUUGUAAUGGAGCUCGCGACAAAUGGUGCACUGAAGGACUAUCUGCAGGAGAUCCAGAGGAGCCCAAGGAGCAAGCUGUACAUGUGUCUUGGAGCCGCUUCUGGUCUCAGCCAUGUUCACGAGAACAAUGUCGUCCACUGCGACAUCGCGGCAAGGAAUUGCCUUUACAGCGAACAAAAGGUCAAAAUUGCUGACUUUGGGCUCGCUCGUGAGCUGCUGCCUGGUGACACGGAAAUCAAGCUCGACAAGGAUCAAAAGCUCCCGAUCAAGUGGUUGGCACCGGAGACGAUGAGGGAUCGGGUCUGCACCAAGAAGUCGGACGUUUGGGCCUUCGGAAUCCUCUGCUGGGAGAUCUUUGCGAACGGCGGUAAUCCCUACCAAAACUUCGGCUCCAAUAACGACGUUGCAAGAAGGGUGAUAAUGGGUGACCGGAUGAAGUUCUCCGACGAAGCACCAGCGGAAUUCUGUGACUUCAUGACGAGGCAGGUUUGGGCCGGAGACGCCGACGACAGAAGUCCGAUGCAGCAAGUGCUUCUAUGGUUCGACAAUAACAUCAAGCGCAUGACCGACAGUCAAAGGAGCCGCAUGGACAACACGAGAGGAGGCAGCUCAAAACCAGCUCGUCCGACGUCAAAGGAGGGAACAACUGCGAAGGAAAAAAGCGGGAGGGAGAAGAAUGAAAGCGGGCGAGAUAAGAGUCAGAAGGGCAAGAAGGGACACCGGAAGGGAUGA